AAUGGCGACGGAUACCUGCUGUUUGAUCACUGUCGGACGCGACUGAGCAGCAGUUUAACCGAAACAUGAAAGAAAUAUUUGUUACCAGGUGACAUUACCCAGCGUGGCCAAUUUUUCAAAGAUGAUUGGCCGACGCUUUGCUCUCGUCGUUCUGGGCGGUCUUUUGAUUCUCGUCCUCAGCGUAAAUAUAUAUUUCAUCCGAUUGAUCGUAGAGAGCUCGUCGCAAAAGACUUCUCCCAAAGGCGUGCCUAUUUCUCAAUUAAAGCUCGAACAGGAACAAUUAAUCGCGCGGGUAGAACAAAACAUGGAACUUCCGCAAAAAUCGAUCGCGAAAGAUAUGGCGGAGAAAAUUAAAACGGAGAUCGAGAUAUUACCGUCGAAAUAUUUUAAACAGAAUACCAGCUAUUCGGUAGUCCUGGAACGACUGUUGGCCGAAUUAAGGAUAACGCCGAAUGUUCGUGAAAAUAUAUGGAACAUUGCUAAUAACAAUUGGCCGGAUGCUCACCAGUUAAUACCACCUGUCGCGCCCGAGUUGGGAACAAUACUGGACACUUUGCGUAAAUCGAAAGUGAUGCGAGCCGACAACGCAGCGCUUGGUACGCAACUGAAGUUGAUGUUAACUUUGGAACACGGGGUCAAAGCGAUGUUCAAGCCUCAAUGGUAUUCCAGAGACGCGGUUAUUCGAGGGCCCGUUUACCACGGAAAAGACAGGCACAAUGCCGAGGUUGUAGCCUUUCAUUUAUCAUCGUUGCUGGCUUUGAGAAGAGUACCGGUAACCGUUGCAAGAAAACUCGAUUUAGGGAACGAAGUUCGGCGACUAGCGACCCCUGAACUUUACACGACUAUGUAUCAAGAUGGUAACGAUACUUGUCUCUAUGGAGUUUGUCAUUACUGUUCUCCCGCGGACCCAGUUUGCGCGACUGGAGAUAUUCUGGAGGGUGCAUUAAUUUCUUGGUUACCGCGAUAUUUAAGACUCGUGAAGCACCGUCAUCCGUGGCAAAGGACUUACAAAAAGAACAAACUCGCAGCAUGGGAGAUCGAUGAUAAUUAUUGCGAAAAAGUGAAAGAUUCCAAAGCGUAUUCACCGCAAUCGUCGAGCAGACUUUUGGAUCUGGUAGACACUGCGAUCUUUGACUUUUUAAUGGACAAUGGCGAUCGUCAUCAUUACGAGUUAGCGCAGAAUAACUUUCAUAAUCCUGCUGUUUUGUUGAUCGACAAUGGGAAGAGCCUUGGGAAUCCUGACGUCGAUCAUUUUGAUAUAUUGGCGCCACUGUAUCAGUGUUGCAUGAUUCACAAAACUACUUGGGAUCGUUUAAAGUUACUUAGUGGAGGUUCCUUGAGCAUUGCUCUUGGAAAGCUUGUCGCACACGAGUCGAUGAUGGCCGGCGUUGAGCAUCUUAUUACAGAUUCUCAUUUAAGUGCCAUGGAUAGGAGAUUACUUACUAUAUACGCUGUUGUAGAAUAUUGUUUGAAAAGUAAAAAGUAUGCUUCUAACGUUAUUCUAGAUCAUCGGUAGCCUAUAUUUUAUAGAAUAUUUAGCGGAUUUAAGUCGUUUUAUAUAUAGAGAGUAUUGGGAAAAUAUUCGUAUUUUAUAUGGCCUAGUGA
Molecule: messenger RNA, 1605 nt
Organism: Colletes gigas
Lineage: Eukaryota; Metazoa; Arthropoda; Insecta; Hymenoptera; Colletidae
Product: glycosaminoglycan xylosylkinase
Exons: 6
Coding region: 122-1516 (464 amino acids)
Biological process (GO): protein phosphorylation
Cellular component (GO): Golgi apparatus
Molecular function (GO): phosphotransferase activity, alcohol group as acceptor
Source: RefSeq, a predicted model, not a curated record